Messenger RNA from Propithecus coquereli (Coquerel's sifaka), 1172 nucleotides. RefSeq names its product sperm-tail PG-rich repeat containing 1 (gene STPG1). NCBI's taxonomy places the organism in Eukaryota, Metazoa, Chordata, Mammalia, Primates, Indriidae. The record is from RefSeq and is a predicted model, not a curated record. The coding region runs from base 147 to 1172 and encodes 341 amino acids. Gene Ontology annotation, biological process: positive regulation of mitochondrial membrane permeability involved in apoptotic process. The transcript is spliced from 9 exons.
GCGGCGGACGGAAGGUGGACGCUGGAAUGUUAGGCCUGUGGUUGCCAUAGCGACGGAGAGGUUGGGCGGGCCGAUUCAGCCCUGGGGACUCGACGAGGUGCUCAGAAGAACAGUAGAGGUAGAAGUUUUCAUCAAACAAAUGGAUCAUGUUCCAGAACUUUGCUGACAUGGACAACUCUGCAGAGAAAGACAAACGUACCAGCAAACUUCCCAGACGUGCCAACAAAGUACAGAAAGGUUUUACUGCUGCAUAUCCAACACAGUCCUCCAUUCCUUUUAAAUCCCAAGUUUCAGCAGUUCCAGAAUCAGAAAAAAAAGGAUUCAAUAGUCAAGCCAAGAGAUUUUAUCAUAAGGAGGAUGAUCUCCCAGGUCCUGGUUUCUACAAUGUCAUUCACCAGUCUCCAGUGUCCAACAGUGUCUCAUUGUCCAAGAAAGGAACGUGCACUUUCCCCUCUAUGCGCGCCCGAUUGGAUACCAGCAUUUCUAAAUAUCCUGCAGCUAAUGCAUACACUAUCCCAUCAGACUUUAUUUCGAAGAAAGACUUCAGUAAUUCCUGUUCCAGCAUGUUCCAGUUGCCAAGCUUCGCAAAAAUUCUCAAGUCUGAAACUCCUGCACCAAACUAUUACAAUGCCUCUAUCUCUUGCUGCAAGCAGAGAAACAAUGUCUGUGCCCGAGCUGGAUUUAUGUCAAAAACCCAAAGAGGAUUUUUCACUGUUACUGAAAAAGGACCUGCCCCAGGGCAUUAUAAUAUCGAUGAUUCCCUUGUGAAGCAGUCACCAAAAAUAUUGAUGUCUUGUUUUAAAUCAAAAACCAACCGUGGAUUAAAAUUGACGUCAACAGGCCCAGGACCUGGUUAUUACAAUCCAAAUGAUUGCACCAAAGUUGAAAAAAAGACUCUUAUUCCGAAAAAUCCCAUCCUGAACUUCUCUGCCCAGCCAUUGUCUCUGCCCCCAAAGCCGCCUCUCCCGGGCCCUGGGCAGUAUGAGAUCGUGGACUACGAGGGCCCCCCCAAGCACUUCAUCUCCAGUGCGUCGUUUGUGUCCAACACCAGCCGGUGGACAGUGGCGCCAUCCCAGGCAGGCCUGCCUGGCCCAGCCUCGUACAAGCCAGCGUUCCCAGGAAAGCAGUCCUUCCUCUACAACGAGGACAACAAGUGGAUCCCAGUGUUGUAG